This is a messenger RNA of Suncus etruscus (white-toothed pygmy shrew), 2035 nucleotides long. RefSeq names its product solute carrier family 5 member 11 (gene SLC5A11). Gene Ontology annotation, molecular function: D-glucose:sodium symporter activity. Gene Ontology annotation, biological process: transmembrane transport. Gene Ontology annotation, cellular component: plasma membrane. The record is from RefSeq and is a predicted model, not a curated record. Bases 23 to 2035 code for a protein of 670 amino acids. The transcript has 15 exons. Lineage: Eukaryota; Metazoa; Chordata; Mammalia; Eulipotyphla; Soricidae.
CAGGGCCCAGAGCUCCUUCAGCAUGGAGAGCUCCUCGAGCAGCCCCCCACCCACAGCUUCUGAUCCCCUGGAUGCGUUUCCCCAAAAGAGCCUGGAACCCGGAGACAUAGCAGUGCUGGUCCUGUACUUCCUCUUUGUCCUGGCUGUUGGAAUAUGGUCAACUGUGAAGACCAAAAAAGACACAGUGAAGGGCUACUUCUUGGCUGGAGGAGACAUGGUGUGGUGGCCUGUGGGCGCAUCCUUGUUUGCCAGCAAUGUGGGAAGUGGGCAUUUCGUUGGCCUAGCGGGGUCCGGAGCUGCUGCUGGUCUCUCGGCUGCAGCUUAUGAGUUCAACGGCUUGUUUUUCGUGCUGAUGCUGGCCUGGAUUUUCCUCCCCAUCUACAUCUCUGGUCAGGUCACCACAAUGCCUGAGUAUCUGCGGAAGCGCUUCGGAGGCAGCAGGAUCCCCCUAACACUGGCCGUGCUCUACCUGUUCAUAUACAUCUUCACCAAGAUCUCGGUGGACAUGUAUGCGGGUGCCAUCUUUAUUCAGCAGUCUCUGCACUUGGAUCUGUACUUGGCCGUCAUUGGGCUGUUGGCCAUCACAGCUGUCUAUACCAUUGCAGGUGGCCUGGCGGCAGUGAUCUACACAGAUGCCCUGCAGACAUUCAUCAUGCUGAUAGGGGCUCUCUCACUGAUGGGCUACAGCUUUGCUGAGGUGGGUGGCCUGCAGGGCCUGCAGGAGAAAUACUUCUCAGCCGUGGCCAGCAACCGAAGUGAGAACAGCAGCUGUGGGUUGCCCCGUGAAGACGCCUUCCACAUGUUCCGGGACCCGCUGACAUCUGACCUUCCAUGGCCUGGGAUCCUGUUCGGGAUGUCCAUCCCUUCCCUCUGGUACUGGUGCACGGAUCAGGUGAUCGUGCAGCGGACAUUGGCUGCCAAGAACCUGUCUCACGCCAAGGGAGGAUCGAUCAUGGCCGCCUACCUGAAAGUACUUCCGCUGUUUGUCAUGGUCUUCCCUGGCAUGGUCAGCCGCAUUCUCUUCCCAGACCAAGUGGCAUGUGCCAUCCCAGAUAUCUGCAAGAAGGUGUGUGGCAACCCCUCUGGCUGCUCUGACAUCGCGUACCCCAAGCUUGUGCUGGAACUCCUGCCCACAGGACUACGCGGGCUCAUGAUGGCCGUGAUGGUGGCGGCGCUCAUGUCCUCACUCACCUCCAUCUUUAACAGUGCCAGCACCAUCUUCACCAUGGACCUCUGGACUCACUUCCGGCCUCAGGCCACAGAGAAGGAGCUACUGAUUGUGGGCAGGGUGUUUGUGCUGAUCCUGGUUUUGGUCUCCAUUUUCUGGAUCCCUGUGGUUCAGGCCAGCCAAGGGGGCCAACUCUUUAUUUACAUACAGUCCAUCAGCUCCUACCUGCAGCCUUCUGUGGCCAUCGUCUUCAUCAUGGGCUGUUUCUGGAAGCGGACGAAUGAAAAGGGUGCUUUUGCGGGGCUGAUUUUUGGCCUCCUCCUUGGCUUGAUCCGACUGGUUCUGGACUUCAUAUAUGUGCAGCCUCUGUGUGGGGAGCCAGACGAGCGGCCAGAGGUGGUGAAAGUUCACUACCUCUACUUUUCCAUGAUUCUGUCUAUAGUCACGCUACUCACAGUGUUUGCCGUCAGCUGGUUCACGGAGCCACCUUCCAGUGAGAUGGUCAGCCGCCUGACCUGGGCCACACGGCAUGACCAUGACCCAGUGCUGCCGAAGAAUCAGGUGUCGAUCACAACCACACCACCUCCUGUGCCUGAAGCUAGUAGUGUCAACUGGCCCAAGAGCCUUCCAGAAAAUGCAAGCAAAGCCCAUAGUGAUGGUGUCAGCCCAAAGCAGUCCAAAGUGCUGCAGACCCUGCUGUGGCUCUGCGGGCUGGAGGGCAAAGGGCAGGCAGAGCCACCACUGCCGAGUGAGGCGGAGCCAGUCAGGAUCUCCCUGAAGGAGAAGCCGCUGGUAAAGACCUUUUUGGACAUCAAUCUCAUUAUCUGCCUUAGCUGUGCCAUCUUCCUCUGGGGCUACUUUGCUUAG